Vicia villosa (hairy vetch) is the source of this 2604-nucleotide messenger RNA. RefSeq lists its product as uncharacterized. The transcript is spliced from 5 exons. Bases 1 to 2604 code for a protein of 867 amino acids. The record is from RefSeq and is a predicted model, not a curated record. Lineage: Eukaryota; Viridiplantae; Streptophyta; Magnoliopsida; Fabales; Fabaceae.
AUGAUAAUUUUAUCGUAUAAUAUUCGCGGUGGUGGGAAUCGGGCUAAACGCAAGAGAGUUGGAUUCCUAAUUCAAAAAGGAGAUGUUGAUCUUUGCUUUAUUCAAGAAAAAAAACUUAGUGGAAUUGGUGUGGAUUUGGUUAGAGAGUUGUGGGGAGGAGUUGACGUUGAAUGGUCCUACUUGGAUGCUAAUGGAGCCUCGGGUGUUACUAGGAGGAGAACUUGGAAUUAUUUAUGUGAGUUUAAGAACAACAAUGCGGAUGGAUCAUGGUGUAUUGGGGGAGAUUUCAACUCUAUCUCCACUCUCGAUGAAAUAAUUGGAGUUACUACUAGUGAAUUUAGUAGGGAUUUAAGAUCCUUCAAUGAAUUCAUAGAGGAAAUGGAGUUAGUGGAUCUCCCUACAAUAGGUGGAAAGUCCACUUGGUUCAAAAGGAACGGGAAGGCUAUGAGUAGGCUUGAUAUAUUCUUAUUAUCGGAGAGUCUUGUAGAUGAUUGGAAGCAUGAAGAGUUUCAUAAUUUCGUGGAAGACGAAUGGAACAAAAUAGUGGUUAAAGGGAGAGGAGAUUAUUGCUUGGUUGAAAAGUUGAAACUCUUAGAAGCCGGAUCUCUUGGUGGAACAAAACGGUUUAUGGAAGAGGUUUGCACUAGACCGGAACUGCAUGGGAUUAACUUGAAAGUGCUUUCUUUAGGGGAUUCUUUGGAUCUUGAAAAACCUUUUUCCGAAGAAGAGAUCAAGGAUGCUAUUUGGUCGUGUGAUGGGAACAAAAGCCCGGGCCCGGAUGGCUUCUCUUUGGAGUUCUUCAAAAGGUUUUGGCUUAUUCUUAAAGAUGAUUUGAUGAAGUUAUGCAAUGAUUUCUACUUAAAAGGUACGCUUGUCAAAGCCAUCACCUCCUCUUUUCUUGCGCUUAUUCCAAAAAAGAAUAAUCCUCAAGACUUGUCCGAGUAUCGCCCUAUUUGUCUAGUGGGGAGUAUUUACAAUAUUCUUGCGAAGAUUUUGGCGGCUAGAAUGAGAGGUGUUUUGGAUAAAUUGAUUUCUACCAAUCAAACCGCCUUUGUUCCGGGUAGGAGUAAGAUGGACGGGGUUCUAAUGGUUAAUGAGAUGCUAGAUUGGGCAAAAAGAAAAAAGAGGGGGUGUCUUUUACUUAAAGUGGAUUUUGAAAAAGCUUACGAUUCUAUUUAUUGGAAUUACCUUAGAUGGAUCAUGGGAAGAACGGGGUUUGGGAAGAGAUGGAUGAAAUGGAUGAAAUCUUGUAUCUUCUCUAGUCACAUGUCUGUUUUGGUGAACGGUAGUUCUACUAAAGAAUUUAAAGUUCAAAGAGGUCUUCGUCAAGGUGACCCGAUUUCUCCUUUCCUAUUUGUUAUAGAUAUGGAAGGUCUUAGUGCUCUCAUGAAGAAAUUGGUGGAGGUGGGGGAUUUUCAACCUUUCAAAUACGGUGAAGAAGAUUAUGUGGAUAUUCUCCAAUUUGCGGAUGACACCGUUAUUAUCGAAGAACCUACAUGCGACAACCUUUGGAGCAUGAAAGUGAUUUUGAGAGGAUUUGAACUUGUUUCCGGUUUGAAAAUUAAUUUCCACAAAAGUAACUUCUUUGGUAUUAAUAUUGGUGAGUGGCUAUCUACCUCGGCCACUUCUUUCUUAUCUUGCAAAAAGGGAUCCUUUCCUUUUAAAUUUCUUGGUAUUUGGGUGGGAGAAAGAGCUAACAAGACGAAGGUGUGGAAGGAUGUGGUUACUAAUAUAAAAUCAAGAUUGUCGAAGUGGAAGGGGAGAAACAUUUCCAUUGGUGGAAGGGUGACUCUUAUUGGCUCGGUGCUUAACGCAAUUCCUAUCUUUACCCUAUCUUUUUAUAAAGCACCGAGCAUGAUCAUCAAAGAGAUUAGAGGACUUCUUAGUAACUUUUUGUGGAAUGGAAAUGCAAAUAAAAGAAGUAUACAUUGGGUGAAGUGGGAGAAUGUUUGCAAACCUAAGGAGAAAGGCGGGCUAGGUAUUCGAGAUGUUGGUGAUUUAAAUAGAGCUCUCCUCCUUAAAUGGAAGUGGAGAAUUUUGAAGGAGGACAAAGCCAUUUGGAGUAGAUUCCUACUCUUGAGAUAUCAUAAUCCGAAAUUCAAAGUUUUAGCUUCUUGUGGGGAAGUUUUAAAUCGGGAUGAUUCAAGUUGGUGGAGACAUACCGUUCUUAAUGAUUUUAAAGAGGAGGAAGGGGUUGAAGGCUUUAUUGACUGGAUCAAUUGUGAUUGUAAGAAUGGUAACAACAUUCUUUUUUGGCAUAGUUGUUGGUUGGGUGAUCAAACUCUUUGCGAUUCCUUUCCGUAUUUGUUCGACCUCUCAACCAAUAAACUUUGCAAGGUUAGUGAUGUCAUUUCUUGGAGCGAAGGUGCUUUUUCUUGGAAUGUCAAUGCCCUCUUCGGCCUUGACGGUUUGGACAUCUUGAACUCGUUUUCCUCCCACUCCGUUCAAAAUGACAACAUCUCGGAUAUAGCGCUUCAAUUGAGGGAGUUAAAAGAGUCUUUGGAGAGAAUUAAUCCGACCAAUUUGGAGCAUGAUGUUUUUUGGUGGAAACUAAAUCCUACCGGUGUUUUUUCGGUUGCAAGUGUGUCUAGCUUGGAACUAUAG